AUGGCGGCAUCGGGGGCGAACGGGCCCGGGCCGGGCUCGGGCUCCGGUUCGGGUUCGAGCUCGGCCUCGGCGGCCAACCCGCGCAAGUUCAGCGAGAAGAUCGCGCUGCAGAAGCAGCGUCAGGUUGAAGAGACGGCGGCCUUCCAGGAGGUGAUGAUGGACAUCGGCUCCACCCGGUUACAGGCACAGAAACUUCGAUUAGCUCAUACUCGGGGCCCCUAUUAUGGUGGUUCUCUGCCCAAUGUUAACCAGAUUGGCUGUAGCCUGGCAGAGUUCCAGAACCCCCUCCAUUCAUCCCUGGAUUCACGGAACACACGGCAGCAUGGUCUGGUGGAGCGGGUACAGCGGGAUGCUCGAAGGAUGAUGUCUCCCCUAUGCCGUUAUCCCCGCCACAUUGACAGCUCUCCUUAUAGUCGAGCCUACUUAUCUCCCCCUCCCGAAUCCAGCUGGAGAAGAACAAUGCCCUGGGGUAACUUCCCUGCUGAGAAGGGGCAGCUGUUCCGACUUCCAUCUGCACUCAACAGGACAAGCUCAGACUCUGCCCUUCACACAAGUGUGAUGAACCCCAAUCCCCAGGACACAUACCCAGGCCCCACACCGCCCACUGCCAUGCCCAACCGCCGGGGUGGUUUCCUAGAUGGGGAAGCAGACUCAAAAGUUUUUGUCUUUCAAGUUCCUGCAGUUGAGGAGAACUUGUCGGAUGACAAGCACUUGUUGAAGCCCUGGGAUCCUAAGAAGCUGUCUUCUUCUGCCCGACCUCGAUCCUGUGAAGUCCCCGGGAAUAACAUCUUCCCAUCCCCUGACCAGCCUGCCAAUGUGCCCCUCCUUCCACCUACCCUGAAUACUGGUGGCUCCCUGCCUGAUCUCACCAACCUACACUUCCCUGCACCACGGCCCACACCCCUCGACCCAGAAGAGACAGCCUAUCCCAGUCUGAGUGGGGGCAGCAGUACUUCCAACUUGACCCACACCAUGACCCAUCUGGGCAUCAGUGGCGGCCUGGGCCUGGGCAUCAGCUGUGAUGGGUCAGGCCUUAAUUCACCUCUCAACCACCUAUCCCUGCAGUCCUCCGUUAGCAAUCCCAACCUUCAGGCUUCCCUAAAUAGCCCCCAACCCCAGCUUCAGGGCUCCCACAGUCAUCCCUCACUGCCUGCCUCCUCCUUUGCCCGUCAUACUAUGCCUGCUACCUCCCUGGGCCACCCUUCACUCAGUGCCCCAGCCCUUUCCUCCACCUCGUCUUCCUCGUCCCCUGCGCUGGGCACCCCCCUGUACCCCACUCCCACCCCUGGGGCCUCCCCCCGACACCGACGUGUGCCCCUCAGUCCCUUGAGCCUGCCCGUGGGUGGAACUGAUGCCAGACGGCCCCAGCAGCAGCUGCCCAAACAGUUCUCGCCAACAAUGUCACCCACCUUGUCUUCCAUCACUCAGGGUGUCCCCCUGGAUACCAGUAAGCUGCCAGUUGACCAGCGACUGCCCCCUUACCCUUAUAGCCCUCCUAGCCUGCUUCUGCCUGCCCAACCACCAGUCACAAAGCCGCUGCAGCAACAACCACCACCUCCCCAGUCCUGUCCAGUUCAGUUACCCAGUGGACAGAGACAUUAUGGGUUACCAUACCCGCCUGCCUCCAGUGGGCAACAAUCAUGCCCCCCCACAGGAGACUUCAGCCUGGGGAAUCUAGAGCAAUUCAGCAUGGAGAGUCCAUCAGGCAGCCUGACGUUGGACCCUCCCAGCUUCUCUGAGGGGCCGGGCUUCUCGGGGAAUGAUGAGCCAGGGGGUGGGGGGAGUGGCCCCCAGGACUCCCAUGCCCUCAACCGCCAGAACCUGACACACUGUGCCCGCCAUGGUCCAGUGCCCAACAUCAUCCUCACAGGAGAUUCCCCCCCUGGCUUCUCCAAGGAGAUUGCAGCAGCUCUGGCAGGGGUACCUGGCUUUGAGGUGGCAGCUGCUGGAUUGGGAUUGGGGCUGGGGCUGGAAUAUGAGCUUCGAAUGGAACCGCCGAGCCUGGAUGGGCUGAACAUGUUGAGUGACCCCUAUGCCCUGCUGACUGACCCAGCUGUUGAGGACUCAUUCCGAAGUGAUCAACUACAGUGAGGGAUGUAGGACUGGGCACAGUGUCAGCACCCCACUUUUCUCCCAUCUUCCCUCCUCCUACUACCCUUUUUCCCCUUCCCCCCGGCCAGUAGAGAUUCCACUCUCUGCCCCCGGCCCUUUUCCCCAACCUGAAUGAGACCAAGGGAUCACAGGAUUAUGUACAAAGGAAGGGUUGCCUGCUUCAAUGUAUGGCAUCAGGGGCAGACAUGGAAGAGCACUAGGGAGGGCCUGAAGCACUUGUAACUUUGAACCGUCUGUCUGGAGGUCAGAGCCUGUUGGAUGUCAAGGGGUGGAAGAGGGACUGGGUAGCAGGGCAUGCCCAGGUGGUUGGGGGGGAGGUUGCAGUGCUGGCCCCUCCCCACAAUUUC
Molecule: messenger RNA, 2459 nt
Organism: Trichosurus vulpecula (common brushtail)
Lineage: Eukaryota; Metazoa; Chordata; Mammalia; Diprotodontia; Phalangeridae
Product: CREB-regulated transcription coactivator 2-like
Biological process (GO): positive regulation of transcription by RNA polymerase II; protein homotetramerization
Cellular component (GO): cytoplasm; nucleus
Molecular function (GO): cAMP response element binding protein binding
Source: RefSeq, a predicted model, not a curated record